Messenger RNA from Mandrillus leucophaeus (drill), 2693 nucleotides. It is a transcript of the gene CLDN22, whose product is annotated as claudin 22. Lineage: Eukaryota; Metazoa; Chordata; Mammalia; Primates; Cercopithecidae. The transcript has a single exon. The record is from RefSeq and is a predicted model, not a curated record. Gene Ontology annotation, biological process: cell adhesion; bicellular tight junction assembly. Gene Ontology annotation, cellular component: plasma membrane; bicellular tight junction. Gene Ontology annotation, molecular function: structural molecule activity. The coding region runs from base 555 to 1214 and encodes 219 amino acids.
AGAUUGAUUUAUUUGGUUAAGAAAUACUUUUCUUGAACCUAUUUUUUAAAAGUAACACUCAGUAUUACCAUAACAUGCACAUUUGAAAUGUGAGAACUAUAAGAGAUGAAAAUCUGACAGGUGCAAUUAGUGAGAUACAAAGCAGGAGGUGUUGAACCAAAACCAUCAGUUAAACAUUUUGCAUUCAGACUUAAUUCUUUGUUAGAAAGGUUGGGAAUAACAUGAAAGCCAUUUUAACCUUAACAACGAAAGGAGGAUUAUUAUCACUUAAUUAUAUUUCAGUGACAAACUGCUUUCUGCAAAAUCCAGCCCACAGGACACAAACACGAUCUUGGCCACACCUUGGCAUUACUGGUUUGCAGCAUUAUUUCCCUAUCCUUUUCUGAAACCCAUUCAACAUGGAAUCAAACAAUAGCAACUCUGGCAAGAAUCCUCCUAUAUACACAAUGAAGAAAUAUUUCUGAGCUUCAUAAGUUAUAAUACAAGUGUCACACUUCUUUUCACAGCAGCCGAAGGACAGGAGUUUGUUUGGUUAAAGCUCUCAGGACAUUAUAAUGGCUUUAGUAUUUAGAACUGUGGCUCAACUAGCUGGAGUUUCAUUAUCUUUGCUGGGAUGGGUUUUAUCCUGUCUUACAAACUACCUGCCACACUGGAAGAACCUCAACCUGGACUUAAAUGAAAUGGAAAACUGGACCAUGGGACUCUGGCAAACCUGCGUCACCCAAGAGGAAGUGGGGAUGCAAUGCAAGGACUUUGACUCCUUCCUGGCUUUGCCUGCUGAACUCAGGGUCUCCAGGAUCUUAAUGUUUCUAUCAAACGGGCUGGGAUUUCUGGGCCUGCUGGUCUCCGGGUUUGGCCUGGACUGUCUGAGAAUUGGAGAGGGUCAGAGAGAUCUCAAGAGGCGACUGCUGAUCCUGGGAGGAGUUCUGUCCUGGGCCUCGGGAAUCACAGCCCUGGUUCCUGUCUCUUGGGUUGCCCACAAGACGGUUCAGGAGUUCUGGGAUGAGAACGUCCCAGACUUUGUCCCCAGGUGGGAGUUUGGGGAGGCCCUCUUUCUGGGCUGGUUUGCUGGACUUUCUCUUCUACUGGGAGGGUGUCUGCUCAACUGUGCAGCCUGUUCCAGCCACGCUCUCCUAGCUUCGGGCCACCAUGCAGUGGCGCAAAUGCAAGAUCAUCAUCAACUGGAGACAAGAAACACCAACCUGAGAAACUAAGCCAGAAAGGACAAGCGUCUGCUGUUCAGGAGACGCCUGCUCAACACUGGAUUUGGUAGGAGGUCCCGCUCUAGUCAUCUCACUGUGCUUCUGAUUUUCGAAAAUGCAUUUUUUCCUGUGACUGUUAAACUAUAGUUUCUUUCCAAGACUAGUAAACUAUUUUUAUCUUCUACUCUGAGAUCAAAACCAAUCAAGACUUCAUAGUAAUGACACCCAUUACUGUGGAUGAGUGUUCUCAAUUUUAAAACAGUGAUUGCAUAGAAGUGGUAAAUAAAACGUUAAUCUGUAUGUGUCUUUGAAGGUGUUAUUCAUAUGGAGCGGAAUCAUCUGGCAGAUCACUGACUUCUUUCAGGUGUUUAAGAUAACCUAGUAUAAUAAGCCUGAGCUGCAUACUUAUUUAAAAUGCAUGACGUCUUAUUAUAUAAAAGAAUGAUGAGCUCUUUAAAAGCUUUAGAGGUGAAAGGCGUAGACACAUCAUCUCCUGAAUCAGAGACCUGUGUCUCUAUGGAACCUUUUCUCAAAAGGCAGCCACAUUCAGUCAUGCCUUCUAAACGAUGUCAGAAGCAGGAGGGUGAUCUUGUGUUUUGGAUGAUUCAAGUAGGCUCUGGCACACAAACGUGCUUCUGCAUCCUGUGCUCUGUAUUUCGUGGGCAGCGUUUCUGGCUUCCCUGGCACUGAGCAGUCUGUGGGGGGCAGGGCAGGGCAGGGCAGGACUGGUGUGUGUGUAGAGACCUCCUGGGAUGGCUGCCUCUCCGUGGAGCACGCUGCCAGCCCAGGCGGAACGACCACAGAGCACACACUCUGGAGCCCUUCAUUUUAUUUGCACAAUGAAAAGACUGCGUCCUUUUUUAUCAGCAAUACACACAGUUCCAACAAGAACUAUUCAUCACAAACUGCUGGCUUGGGGAUUCUUCGUGAAAUAUUUUGUAUUUGCUUGGUACAUGGUUCCAGGAAACUCGUGUGUUUGUGCCAGUCAGGGAAAUAAACUGAACAAUAAACGACACUGAAAUAGACUAUUAGGCAAUAUGUAGCUUUGUUUUUUGUUUUUGUUUUUUUAAAAACCGACUGAAUUUUUUUCCACCCACAAACACUUGGAAAGUGCAGAAACCAAAGUUAAUCUAUGUGAUGUAUUUGCAUACGUUUACAAACAAGACAGAUUAAAACAGAAACAUGUUCAGAAUUUAACCUGAUUAAAUAUUAAGUUCAGUCCUGAGCUUUUGAUAUUUCAUACAAUAUAGAUAAAGCAAUAGCAAAAAAUUUUAAUUUAUUUGAUUUGCAUGCUACAGAGAUUUAGCUAAACUUUGUUCAUUUGGCUAGCAAUAUCCUUUUUGUACCUGUAACACUUAAGAUUCUGAUAUACAAAAUUGUAAUAAUAUAAUGAUAAUUCAAACUUGAGAACUAAAUAUUACAUUCUUUUUACCCUGUGUGAAUAAAUUCUACCUUUUAAAAAUAGUAUUUAUAAUAUUAAAAUUCGUAUUU